AUCUUUGAAAUUGCUUUACAAAAUUGCAUUUGUUUUUUGUGCGCUUCCAUUAAAAGUGUCUCCUCGCGUGUAAACAGCCGUUCCGCACUCAGAUGCGCCGCAUUAACCCGGGAGGAUUGUGUGUGAGUGUGUUUUUACUGGGGGAAGAUUGAUGCGGUCCAGUUAGGGAGCCUGAGUGAGACAUAGACCCAUUUCAAGUGGGUUCCUCUUAUUACAGCAAUAAGUUACAGUCUGAGGGUCGGACAGCUGAGGGGAUGUCUGCUAUCCGGGCUGUUUUCACUGCAACAAACCACAAUAUCCAUAUUUAUUAUCAUAGGAAUCAGAUGAGCAGUCAACAAUUACUGCAAACUAAAUAUGUUUUGUAUUGGCCUCAUAAACAGGACGUCAAUAUAAAUUAUUUUAAAUAAUUGCUUAGAGAAACAAUACAAAUCCAAUAUGUCUUAUUGUUGAUGAACUAGCAUGGUUAUUACCUCAUUCUUUUUUAUAGAAAUACAACAUAAAAUGGAAACAAUUUUUACAUACAAACUAAUUAAUGAGGACGAUAAUGAUGUUAAAAAUCAGACCCAGAUAAUAAAUUGAAUAAUGGCGUCAAAUAAUCCUAAAUUGGAAUAAAAUGAAUAAAAUGUAAUAUUACAUUCACAUUUAUUAUGUACAAUAUAACAUCACAUUAUUUUCACACCUGCUAGAAUUUUAGAAAUUUAAUUAAAGAUAAUCGGACCUUUAAAAGUCUUAUUUUUGUAUUCAUGUAUUUGAAUAUACCAGUUGUCUUCCAUUAAAUUGCAAAUCAAACAACUUCCAAAGCAUACAGACCGUGUCUCCCAAGCCCUUCCCCAACGCAGGGUUGACCUUACAACUCCCCACACGCGCAGUCCCUCUCCUCUCUCUGGUCUACACGCCUGAAGCAAACGAAUCGAACCUCUGCUGCUGCUGAUUGCUUCUGCUGAACCUUCGGGAGAUGGUCCCAGCUCUCCCCACUCAGUGGACCAUGCACAAGUCCCAUUUCCUUAAGUUUUCACGCUGUGCCACAUAGGCCAUAUACUUCCUUGCGUCCCCGCUGCACGUUGCGGCACGAGGAGCAUAAGAGAUGAGCUGGUGCGCAGGGAGAGAUGGAGGACUACUCGCCUGGACGCCUCCUUUGUGCGGCUGCAAAGAAACCUAUUUAGUCCCAUGCGGUGGUCUAUUCACAAGGCUCCCCCUGACAUCUGCCAAGAGCCCCCCGUGCACCAGCACUGUCUGGAGGAGACGAGCGCAGAUCAAUGGCUGUCCUGUUAAUUGUAUAAUAGGCCUACUCAUGGACCACUGUUAGAGGGGCACAAUCGUUUAGGGUCCAACACGUCUGAUUCUUUUUUUUGUUAGAACCAAACAGGCCUAAAUACCUCUAAUUGCGCCCGCGUUGAUGAAAAGUCGAUGGGAGUUAAAGCGGCCGAUCACUAUCGGAGCUUAAAUCCAUCUGUGCUCGUUUAUUUAUUUAUUUCCUCGAUUUGUCUCCACAAAUCACCUGCCAUGGGGGAAUGGGAGGGAUGUUCGUUUUGUUUGUGAUCCAAGGACGGGAGGGAAGCGGGGUUCUGGAGACGGGCCUUGCGUUACCAGGCGUCUGCAUGGCGACAUGCUUCUUCCAUACCGAUCACUAACAGAAUCCCCUCAAUCUGACGGGCCUGAAAUUAUAAAACUGUAUUUCGUAGGAUUGUAUCAAGAGUUGCUUGUUCGAGAUGUGUUGUGAUUUAUAGAUAUAUGAUAAAGUAUACAGGAAAUGGAUCUUCCCUUUCUGAGUGAACCGGCUAAUUAACACAGCAGCUAUUUGACAAAUUCAACCAAUGACGAUGCUUUUUAUUUUAUUUGUUGGGUUCAACAACCGAAAACUCUGGUCUGAUGGAGCAAAAUCACGAUUUCACCUUCCAGUAUUUCCAUGUAUGUCCACAAACAAGAGCCCCGUCGUUACACAAACUAUAUGAGAUUAAAUAAACACAUUAAGAUGUCAAACCUGGAAUAAUUUCAGCAUGAAAAGCUAAUAAAUCAGAGCAAGGGAAUGGCAGAGGAUUGAAUUGAAUUGUAUUUUUUUUUCUCGUGCGCGUUCGGGGCUGUGCAUGCGCGUUCCUUCUUGCGUAUGUGUGUAUAAAAAAAGGAAAGCAGUGAAGAGGAGGGGGAGUCACGUCGCUGACAUUUGCAAGCUCCCUCUCUGAUUGGCUCUUAUUUGAAGAAGCUCACGGGUUCUUUCAACUAAUAAGCGCCUCCCCGUUGCUCUAAAGGACAUUAUAAUGCAAGGGACCACCUUUUUUUAACCACAAACCGAAUUUUCGUUCAUUUAGACGAUAUAUACUUUUUAAAUUGCCCCAAAGUUGUGGGAUUUUUUUGGAGCGCAUUUCACCCUGGAGCGGUACGCGAUGCUCUCUCACGCCGACCUCCUGGAUGCUCGGCUCGGUGAGUUAUCCUCGCUAAACUCCGGCCCUAAACUCCAGUGGAUGAAAGAUGCUGCGGAGUUACUGGGACACCGGGAGGCUCUCAAGUGCAGGCUGGGUGGUGGGGUGCCAGACCAGGGCCACCCGGGAGACAUGGUCCCCGGUUCCGACUCCGUGGAAGGAACCACCCUGCUGCCGGGAGAUGACAUCACCACCGUUGGAUCCAACUCCGGCGGCAUGACGGUGAACGGGAAGGAGCAGGAGAAGCAGCAGCAGCAGCAGCAGCAGCCGCAGCAGAGCUCCAGUCAGUCGGCCAGCCAGCAGAAACAGAAGCGGCACAGGACGCGCUUCACGCCGGCGCAGCUCAACGAGCUGGAGCGCAGCUUCGCCAAAACCCACUACCCUGACAUCUUCAUGAGGGAGGAGCUGGCGCUGAGGAUCGGCCUCACCGAGUCCAGAGUUCAGGUUUGGUUCCAGAACAGACGCGCAAAAUGGAAGAAAAGGAAGAAGACCACCAACGUCUUCCGCUCCCCGGGGACGCUCCUCCCGACGGCGGGCCUGCAGCAGUUCUCCGCCGCGGCCGCCAUGGAGAACAGCCUCUGCUCCUUCCACGCCAACGACUCUCGCUGGGCCACGGGGAUGCCGGGGGUCUCCCAGCUGCAGCUCCCGCCGGCCCUGAGUCGCCAGCCGGGCAUGCAGUCCCUGUCACAGUGCAGCCUGGGCCCGGGGCCGCCACCUAACUCCAUGGGGCUCUCCAACGGCCUUUCCUCCAACGGCUCCGGUCUGCAGUCCCACCUCUACCAAUCGCAUUUCCCCGGUAUGUCGGCCUCUCUCUCCGGCCCCACGAACGUAUCGGGCUCGCCGCAGCUGUGUAGUUCCCCGGACAGUGACAUGUGGAGAGGGACAAGCAUCGCAUCGUUGCGGCGCAAAGCGCUGGAGCACACAGUGUCCAUGAGUUUCACUUAGUGACUUUUCAAAAGAAAAUACCCCCGCCGCAGUCCUCUUCUCCCACCCCCCCUCCCCCCCCCCCUCCCCAGCCCCACCCUGCGGCUCCCUUUUCUGUUUUUAUUCCUGCUAUUAGAUCAAAACGAGAGAGAGAGCUAAUCAGGCCUGAAAUGUGAGAAAAUGGAGACUGUACUUCAUCUAGGCGUAAUGACAGGAAAAAGGACAACACUGAUGGACAAAUGGAAGAAAAAAAAAUAUCUUGGUUUGGGGUUAUUUAUCUUAAUUCAAAAGGAUUUUAUCAACUAUUGAUGAUACAUACUAUUGUAAUGCUCUUUAGACUAAAGGCCCUAAUUACUGAGCGCCAAAACAAUUGUUGUAUUUGCGUUUUCAUUGAGUGUGUCUUUACGCACACGCGUUAUUGUGUUCAGGUGAAGUUGUGUUAUGUCAAACGGUUAUUUAUAAGAUUGGGUAUACAUUUUGGUAACAGCCUACCACACACGCACCACACCGUAGGUGGGCCUAUUGAACUGGGUCUCGGGCAUGCACUGUGCAUGUGGAUUCAAACGCUUGGAUCAUUUAAGGAGAAAACGACGGCCACUCGGAUUGAAGAGGUACUUUUGUGAGGCGACCUGCAGUCUCGUCUGCAUGAGAAGGGAGCAUAAAUCUUAAGAGGAAAAAAAACAAACAGUGAUCUUUCGAUAGGCCUACGCUGUUUUAGGAUGUUUUGUGUACAUAAAACAUUCUUGCUAUGUACCCGCUGGUCUUUUUGUGACAUGUUUUAACUUAUUGUAUGUGCUAUUACUUGACACAUUUCCUAAAUGUUUGAUCAAAUGCUCCACAUUGACGGGUUUGUACCAAUUUAAAACUGAACAAACAAAUAAAAGUAAUUUUCAAGAA
Messenger RNA from Gasterosteus aculeatus aculeatus (three-spined stickleback), 4238 nucleotides. Its product is annotated as homeobox protein orthopedia B. Gene Ontology annotation, biological process: neuron differentiation; regulation of DNA-templated transcription. Gene Ontology annotation, molecular function: DNA binding; DNA-binding transcription factor activity, RNA polymerase II-specific. The record is from RefSeq and is a predicted model, not a curated record. Lineage: Eukaryota; Metazoa; Chordata; Actinopteri; Perciformes; Gasterosteidae.